AUGACGCAGCUCUUCAACUCGUCGUCGGGCCACUCGACGCACUCGCACACCCCGUCGGCUGAAAAGCGCGCCUUUACCGGCGCGCCCAUCUCUACCAACAAGCAGGUCAACGGCUCCAACAGCCAGGUCUCGCAGAAGAUCAAAAACUUCUUCCGCAUCAACACAGGCAGCAGCAAGGACAGCAUCGACACCAAGCACAGCGGCGAUGGCGCCUCGUCGCACUCCAAGUCGGACAACAAGUCCAGCUUCCGCCAGUCGCGCUUCUUGCCACACAUCGGCCGCAAUCGCUCAGCCACGGUAGCCAGCGAGGGCAACCCGCUUGACGAGGGCAUGUCCCCGACCGCGCACGCGAAUCCCUAUUUCAUCCAUCAGGGCCCCCCCGCCCUGCGCCACCACAACGAAGGCAGCGUGCCCCCUUCUCCGCCAGACACUCCCCCGAUUGCCAUCACCAAGGCCGAGGACGUAGAAGUAUCUGGCGACCAAGCGACAACGGCUGGCAAGGAAGAACUGGCGCGAAAGCUGCGUCGUGUGGCGUCGGCGCCGAAUGCGCAGGGGCUCUUCUCCAAGAGUGGCUCGGGCGAUCGCCCUCAAACGGCGGAGAUGGGCAAGCAGCCACUCGUACAACAUGGAAACAGCUCCGCGCUAAGCAUGGUCGAGACGGCUGUCGACGACGACCACCUCGCGAUUCCCUCGGGAGAGGGUACCAUUCCCUCUCCCGGCCAGAUUCGCAACAGCCUAGCAUUCAGGAGAACGUAUAGCUCGAAUUCGAUCAAGGUGCGCACCGUCGAAGUCGGCCCGGGCAGUUUCGACAAGAUCAAGUUGAUCGGAAAGGGAGAUGUGGGCAAGGUGUACUUGGUGCGCGAGAAGAAGUCUAGCAGACUGUACGCCAUGAAGGUGCUCAGCAAGAAGGAGAUGAUCAAGAGGAAUAAGAUCAAGCGCGCGCUGGCCGAGCAAGAGAUCUUGGCCACCAGCAACCACCCGUUCAUCGUUACCCUGUACCACUCAUUCCAGUCCGAAGAUCACCUGUACCUCUGCAUGGAAUACUGCAGCGGCGGAGAGUUCUUCAGGGCACUGCAGACGCGCCCUAACAAGUGCGUCGACGAGGAUGCGGCGAGAUUCUAUGCUGCCGAAGUCACGGCUGCACUGGAAUACUUGCAUCUUAUGGGCUUCAUCUACCGCGACCUGAAGCCUGAGAACAUUCUUCUUCACCAGUCCGGACACAUUAUGUUGUCAGACUUUGACCUGUCCAAGCAGUCCGACCUCGGCGGAAGGCCCACCAUGAUCCUUGGCAGCAAGGGCAACUCGGUCAACUCCCUCCCCACCAUCGACACCAAGUCCUGUAUCGCAAACUUCCGCACGAACUCGUUUGUUGGUACCGAAGAGUACAUUGCUCCGGAAGUCAUCAAGGGCUGCGGCCACACCAGUGCCGUCGACUGGUGGACGCUGGGCAUUUUGGUGUACGAGAUGCUGUACGGCACCACGCCUUUCAAGGGCAAGAACCGCAACGCCACGUUUGCGAACAUCCUGAGGGAUGAGGUGCCAUUCCCCGAAAGCUCCAACGCGCCGCAGAUUUCCAAUCUCUGCAAGUCCCUCAUCCGCAAGCUCCUCAUCAAGGACGAACUGAAGCGUCUUGGUUCCCGCGCGGGUGCUUCUGAUGUCAAGGCGCAUCCAUUCUUCCGCACGACGCAGUGGGCGCUGCUGCGCCACAUGAAGCCGCCAAUGAUUCCGAACCAAGGCACCGGCAUCGACACGAUCAACUUCCGCAAUGUCAAGGAGAGCCAGAGCGUCGACAUUGGCGCCUCGAAGGUCAAGGGCGUUCCGCUGGACUCUGGUCUUCAAACUCCAGGAACCGAGCCGGUCAACGAUCCGUUUGAGGAGUUCAACAGUGUCACGUUGCAUCACGAGGGCGACGAGAUGAGCGGAGGAUACGGGCAGAAUGCCGAGGGAAGGUAG
Messenger RNA from Aplosporella prunicola CBS 121167, 1953 nucleotides. RefSeq lists its product as uncharacterized. Gene Ontology annotation, cellular component: cytoplasm; plasma membrane; nucleus. Gene Ontology annotation, molecular function: protein serine/threonine kinase activity; ATP binding. The transcript is spliced from 4 exons. The record is from RefSeq and is a predicted model, not a curated record. Lineage: Eukaryota; Fungi; Ascomycota; Dothideomycetes; Botryosphaeriales; Aplosporellaceae. Gene Ontology annotation, biological process: protein phosphorylation. Bases 1 to 1953 code for a protein of 650 amino acids.